This is a messenger RNA of Physeter macrocephalus (sperm whale), 6881 nucleotides long. It is a transcript of the gene PLXNB2, whose product is annotated as plexin B2. NCBI's taxonomy places the organism in Eukaryota, Metazoa, Chordata, Mammalia, Artiodactyla, Physeteridae. The coding region runs from base 585 to 6110 and encodes 1841 amino acids. Gene Ontology annotation, biological process: regulation of cell migration; semaphorin-plexin signaling pathway involved in axon guidance. The transcript is spliced from 36 exons. Gene Ontology annotation, molecular function: protein binding; semaphorin receptor activity. The record is from RefSeq and is a predicted model, not a curated record. Gene Ontology annotation, cellular component: plasma membrane; semaphorin receptor complex.
CAUGUUUUUCAGAAAGCAAGUUUAAUUUUAAUCAAAGUAAUAUAUUUACCUAGUUUAAUAAGCAGACAGUACCAAGAGACUUAACGAGAAGCUGUUCCCUGCCCUUUUCUUCCUCUUUUUCUUCUUCCUUUUUUUUUCUUCCUCCUGUUCAGCGCAGCUAGCAGAAUCUUAGUUCCCCGACCAAGAACUGAACCCAGGCCCUCGGCAGUGAAAGUGCAGAGUCCUAACCACCAGACCACCAGGGAAUGCCCUCUGCCUUUUUUGAGCAGGGGCAAGAGGGGCGGUGUCAGGCAUGUGCACUGGGGUGUGGGCUAGGGGCUGGGAGGCCAGUGUCUGAGGGAGGGCCGUGAGGGCGGAGUGGAGGAGGCUGGAGUUGAGGUUCUCCUGCUCCAGGGUGGCAGAGGCCAGCUGGGGUCCCAUGGGCUGUUCCUCGCCCCCCCCAGAUGUAGAGCAGAGGAGAGACGAGGAGGCAGGGGCCAGGCUUGUGGUGAGACCACUGUCCCUCCUUUGCUUCCUAGAGGAUCUCCAUGCUGGCCUGGAGCAGAGACUGAGCUGGACUACUGGAGCCUGGGGUGCCGGGGGCAAUGGCGCUGCAGCUCUGGACCCUGACCCUCCUGGGCCUGGUGGGCACAAGUGCGAGCCUGCGGCCCCGCAAGCUGGACUUCUUCCGCGGCGAAACGGAGCUGAACCACCUGGUGGUGGAUGAGGGGUCGGGCGUGGUGUACGUGGGGGCGGUGAACGCGCUCUACCAGCUGAGUGCCGACCUGCAGCUAGAGCAGCGGGCGGCCACGGGCCCGGCCCUGGACAACAAGAAGUGCACGCCGCCCAUCGAGGCGAGCCAGUGCCACGAGGCCGUGCAGACUGACAACGUCAACCAGCUCCUGCUGCUUGACCGCCCCCAGAACCGCCUCAUCGAGUGCGGCAGCCUCUUCAAGGGCAUUUGCGCCCUGCGUUCCUUGAGCAACAUCUCCACGCUCCUCUUCUACGAGGACGGCAGUGGUGAGAAGUCCUUCGUGGCCAGCAACGACGAGAGCGUGGCCACCGUGGGGCUGGUGAGCACCACGGGCCCAGGCGGCAAGCACGUGCUCUUUGUGGGCAAGGGCAACGGGCCCCAUGACAACGGCAUCAUCGUGAGCACGCGCCUGCUGGACCGGAGCGAGGGCAGGGAGGCCUUCGAGGCCUACACGGACCAUGCCACCUACAAGGCCGGCUACCUGUCCACAAACACACAGCAGUUCGUGGCUGCCUUCGAGGACGGCCCCUACGUCUUCUUCGUCUUCAACCAGCAGGACAAGCACCCGGCCCGGAACCGCACGCUGCUGGCGCGUAUGUGCAAGUCCGACCCGUUCUACUACUCCUACCUGGAGGUGGACCUGCGCUGCCUGGGCCCCGGUGACAGCCAGGUCCCCGCCUUUGGCACCUGCCUGGCGGCCUCCGUGGCCCGGCCAGGCGCCACUGGGGUGCUCUACGCUGUCUUCAGCACAGAUGGCCGGGGCGGCGGGGGGCCACGGGCGGGCCUCUGCCUGUUCCCGCUGGACGAGGUCCACAGCAAGAUGGAGGCCAACCGCGACGCCUGCUACACGGGCACCCGGGAGGCCGGCCGGGACACCUUCUACAAGCCCUUCCACGGCGAGAUCCAGUGUGGGGGCCACGGGUCGGGUGCCAGCGAGAGUUUCCUGUGUGGCUCGGAGCACCUGCCCUACCCGCUGGGCAGCCGAGACGGACUCUCAGCCAUAGCCGUGCUGCACCGUGGAGGCCUGAACCUGACAGCUGUGACAGUGACAACCGAGAACGGCCACACCAUCGCCUUCCUGGGCACCUCGGACGGCCGGGUCCUCAAGGUGUACCUCGCUCCAGAUGGCAGCUCCGCAGAGUAUGGCUCUGUCCUCGUGGAGAUCAACAAGAAAAUCAAGAGGGACCUGGUGCUGGCCGCAGACCUGGCCAGUCUGUACGCCAUGACCCAGGACAAGGUGUUCCGGCUCCCCGUGCAGGAGUGUGAGAGCUUCUCCACCUGCACCCAGUGCCGCAGCUCGCAGGACCCCUACUGCGGCUGGUGCGUCGUCGAGGGACGAUGCACCAGGAGGGCCGAGUGCCCGCGGGCCGAAGAGAGUGGCCACUGGCUGUGGAGCCGCAGUGAGGCCUGCGUGGCUGUCACCGAGGCCCAGCCGCAGAACAUGAGCCGCCGGGCCCAGGGAGAGGUGCACCUGACCGUCAGUCCCCUCCCGGCCCUGAGCCAGGAGGACAAGCUGCUGUGCCUCUUUGGUGAAUCACCGCCGCACGUGGCGAGCAUGCAAGGGGGCGCCGUGGUCUGCAACUCCCCAAGCAGCAUCCCCAGCACGCCGCCUGGCCAGGAUCACGUGGCUGUGACCAUCCAGCUCCUCUUCAAACGUGGCGACGUCUUCCUGACCUCCCACCUGUACCCCUUCUACGACUGCCGAGUGGCCAUGAGCCUGGAGGAGAACCUGCCGUGCAUCUCCUGUGCCAGCAACCGCUGGACCUGCCAGUGGGACCUGCGCUACCACGAGUGUCGGGAGGCCUCGCCCAACCCUGAGGACGGCAUCGUCCGUGCCCACAUGGAGGACGACUGCCCCCAGUUCCUGAACCCCAGCCCGCUGGUCAUCCCCAUGAGCCACGAGACGGCUGUGACCUUCCAGGGCAAGAACCUGGACACGGUGAAGGGCUCCUCCCUGCACGUGGGCAGCGACCUGCUCAAGUUUGAGGAGCCAGUCAGCACACAGGAGCAAGGAAUCUUCUCCUUUCGGACCCCAAAGCUUUCCCACGAUGCCAACGAGACGCUGCCCCUGCAUCUGUACGUCAAGUCCUACGGCAAGAACAUUGACAGCCGGCUCCAAGUGACCCUCUACAACUGCUCCUUCGGCCGCAGCGACUGCAGCCUGUGCCUGGCCGCUGACCCCGCCUACGAGUGCGUGUGGUGCAGCGGGCAGAGCAGGUGUGUGUACGCGGCCCUGUGUGGUAACGCCACCUCCGAGUGUCCACCGCCUGUCAUCACCAGGAUCCAGCCUGAGACCGGUCCGCUCGGUGGAGGCAUUCGCAUCACCAUCCUUGGGUCAAAUCUGGGGGUCAGAGCAGACGACGUGAAGAGGGUCACCGUGGCCGGCCGGGACUGUGCCUUUGAGCCAGGACGGUACUCCGUGUCCACCCGGAUCGUGUGCACCGUCGAGGCUGCAGAGGCGCCCUUCACGGGGGGCGUCGAGGUGGACAUCAGCGGGAAGCUCGGCCAUUCGCCUCCCCAUGUCCAGUUCACCUAUCAGCAGCCCCAGCCCCUCAGUGUGGAGCCGAAGCAGGGGCCACAGGCGGGCGGCACCACGUUGACCAUCAACGGCACCCACCUGGACACAGGCUCUGAGGAGGACAUGCGGGUGACCCUCAAUGACGUCCCCUGUAAAGUGACGCAGUUUGGGGCACAGCUUCGGUGUGUCACCGGCCCCCAGGCGGCUCCGGGAGAGCUGUCCCUAAAGAUUUACUAUGGGGGCUCCGAAGUGCCCAGCCCUGGCGUCACCUUCACCUACCGUGAGAACCCAGUCCUGCGGGCCUUCGAGCCGCUGCGAAGCUUUGUCAGUGGUGGCCGGAGCAUCAACGUCACAGGACAGGGCUUCAGCCUGAUCCAGAAAUUCGCCAUGGUGGUCAUAGCCGAGCCCCUGCAGUCCUGGAGGCGGCGGCGGGAGGCCGGACCCCUGCAGCCCGUGACGGUCGUGGGCAGAGAGUACGUGUUCUGCAGUGACUCCAAGGUCGUGUUCUUGUCCCCGGCCGUCCCCGAGGAGCCCGAGGCCUACAACCUCACGGCGCUCAUUCAGAUGGAUGGGCACCAAGCCCUGCUCAGGACUGAGGCUGGUGCCUUUGAGUACGUCGCCGACCCCACCUUCGAGAACUUCACAGGGGGUGUCAAGAAGCAGGUCAACAAGCUCAUUCACGCGCGGGGCACCAACCUGAACAAGGCGAUGACGAUUCACGAGGCCGAGGCCUUCGUGGGUGCCGAGCGGUGCGUCAUGAAGACGCUGACGGAGACCGAUCUGUACUGUGAGCCCCCAGAGGUGCAGCCCCCUCCCAAGCGGCGGCAGAAGCGGGACACGACCCACAACCUGCCUGAGUUCAUUGUGAAGUUUGGCUCCCGGGAGUGGGUGCUGGGCCGCGUGGAGUAUGACACGCGUGUGAGUGACGUGCCGCUCAGCCUCAUCCUGCCGCUGGUCAUCGUGCCCAUGGUGGCCGUCAUCGCUGUGUCUGUCUACUGCUACUGGAGGAAGAGCCAACAGGCAGAGCGCGAGUACGAGAAGAUCAAGUCCCAGCUGGAGGGCUUGGAGGAGAGUGUGCGUGACCGCUGCAAGAAGGAGUUCACAGACCUGAUGAUUGAGAUGGAGGACCAGACCAACGACGUGCACGAGGCAGGCAUCCCCGUGCUGGACUACAAGACCUACACCGACCGCGUCUUCUUCCUGCCCUCCAAGGAUGGCGACAAGGAUGUGAUGAUCACGGGCAAGCUGGACAUCCCUGAGUCACGGCGGCCCUUAGUGGAGCAGGCGCUCUACCAGUUCUCCAACCUGCUCAACAGCAAGUGCUUCCUCAUCAACUUCAUCCACACCUUGGAGAACCAGCGGGAGUUCUCGGCCCGCGCCAAGGUCUACUUUGCUUCGCUGCUGACCGUGGCGCUGCACGGGAAGCUGGAGUACUACACGGACAUCAUGCGCACGCUCUUCCUGGAGCUCAUGGAGCAGUAUGUGGUGGCCAAGAACCCCAAGCUGAUGCUGCGCAGGUCUGAGACAGUGGUGGAGAGGAUGCUGUCUAAUUGGAUGUCCAUCUGCCUGUACCAGUAUCUCAAGGACAGCGCAGGGGAGCCGCUGUACAAGCUCUUCAAGGCCAUCAAGCAUCAGGUGGAGAAGGGGCCCGUGGAUGCUGUGCAGAAGAAAGCCAAAUACACCCUCAAUGACACAGGGCUGCUGGGGGACGACGUGGAGUAUGCGCCCCUGAUGGUGAGCGUGAUUGUCCAGGACGAAGGGGUCGACGCCAUCCCCGUCAAGGUCCUCAACUGUGACACCAUCUCCCAGGUCAAGGAGAAGAUCAUUGACCAGGUGUACCGCACACAGCCGUGCUCCCGCUGGCCCAAGGCUGACAGUGUGGUCCUCGAGUGGCGUCCUGGGUCCACAGCCCAGAUCCUGUCAGACCUGGACCUGACCUCUCAGCGGGAGGGCCGGUGGAAGCGCGUCAACACGCUGAUGCACUACAACGUCCGGGACGGAGCCACUCUCAUCCUGUCGAAGGUGGGGGUCUCCCAGCAGCCUGAGGACAGCCAGCAGGACCUGCCUGGAGAGCGCCACGCCCUCCUGGAGGAGGAGAACCGGGUGUGGCACCUGGUGCGGCCAACGGACGAGGUGGACGAAGGCAAGUCCAAGCGUGGCAGCGUGAAGGAGAAGGAGCGCACCAAGGCCAUCACCGAGAUCUACCUGACCCGCCUGCUGUCAGUCAAGGGCACGCUGCAGCAGUUCGUGGACAACUUCUUCCAGAGCGUGCUGGCGCCCGGCCACGCGGUGCCGCCCGCAGUCAAGUACUUCUUCGACUUCCUGGACGAGCAGGCAGAAAAGCACGACAUCAAGGACGACGACACCAUCCACAUCUGGAAGACCAAUAGUUUACCUCUCCGGUUCUGGGUGAACAUCCUCAAGAACCCCCAUUUCAUCUUCGACGUGCACGUCCACGAGGUGGUGGACGCCUCCCUGUCGGUCAUCGCACAGACCUUCAUGGACGCCUGCACACGCACAGAGCACAAGCUGAGCCGCGACUCUCCCAGCAACAAGCUACUCUACGCCAAGGAGAUCUCCACCUAUAAGAAGAUGGUGGAGGACUACUACAAGGGGAUCAGACAGAUGGUGCAGGUCAGUGACCAGGACAUGAACACACACCUGGCAGAGAUUUCCCGGGCGCACACGGACUCCCUGAACACCCUCGUGGCCCUGCACCAGCUCUACCAGUACACGCAGAAGUACUACGACGAGAUCAUCAACGCCCUGGAGGAGGACCCCGCCGCCCAGAAGAUGCAGCUGGCCUUCCGCCUGCAGCAGAUCGCGGCUGCGCUCGAGAACAAGGUCACGGACCUCUGACUCGACCUCCGCCGUCAUGGUCUCGGGACACAGGUGUGUGACACCCACUGCCGGGCGCUGGGCGGCCCCGGGGGAGCGAGGCCGAGCGGGCAGGACUCAGCCCUUCUCUCCCUGGCAGAGGAAGAGCCCCCGGGCUUCCGAGUGUGUGCGUGGCAGGGGGGCCCCCACCUCAGCGUUUGUAGCCUCCUAGCACCCUUCUCCUGAGCAAUAGUGCCCGGCGCCCACCAGCACCAGUUCCCUCCUGCAGAACCAGCAUCGGGGGUGUCUCCUUCAAGCCUCCUGAGCGAUAUGAAAACGUGCCUUAUGCCCCCAGCGCCACGCUGGGUUGCUGGGGGCAGUCGGGCCCCAGCCCCCCUCCCCAGGCACCAGCAGCCGCCUCACAUACCUGGGUUGGGCCUUUUGGGGUGAGGUCUGAGUGCCCGCGGCCCCCAGGACCUAGUGCCCAGACUCUGUCCGUCUGCCCUGCCUGGACUGGGGCAGAAAAGUGGUACGAUGCCUUCCUGACCUCGCUGGCCUGCCCUGCGGGGCGCUGGCACUCCGGGGGACUCUGUGCUGCAGGCCCCACCUCAAAGGUCAAGCUGGACGUCAGACGUCGAGGCCCAGGCGGCCAGAAGGGACCCAGCAGACUGGGGCUCGGGGUCCCGGCCUGUCAGACAGGCUGACCUGGAGGCCCUGCCCAGGUCCGGGGGGCCGGGAGCAGCUCCGCCAGGACACCCGCAACCCUUUUUGUAAAUCUUGUUAAUUGUCAAUCAAAUACAGCUGUCUUUUUCA